AUGGGAACAGAAAAUGCACCAUCGAAAGAGGCAUCGGAAAGUUCGAAGAAUUCCUCGCCCCGAAAAACCAUGGCAAAUUCUAUAAAAUCAAAUUCGCCCAGUGUGCACAAAAGCACGCAAGUUGAAAACACCAGGGAAAUAAUUUAUGAGGUGGAUAAAAAUGGUGUCCAGUCGAAUGGAUCGCCAAUAAUUAACAAGAAAUUAUCCAGGGCCAGCGUUUAUCCCUCGGGAACAAAUGUGACUGCACGGGAUGCUUUCGGUCCUAAGCUUACAGUACCAACGACACCAGAAGACACUCCACCGUUGCCAGAGACACCAAUUUCUGAAGAUAUACCGCGAAAUACUUUAUUGCAGAAGGAUUCGUCCUCAGAGGGGGAAGUGGAUCCUGAAACGCUCUACUUCCGAGAUGGUCGUAGACGCAUUGAUAUGAUGUUGGUGUACCAAGAAGAGAACAAUGGAGUAAUGACUGAAAUAGAAGCGCGUCGAAAAGAACAGAGACGUGUUUUCCAACAGAAUCUAUUAAAAGAGGGUUUGCAGUUGGAACUGGAACCAAAAGAGAACUCAUUCGAUGGGAAAACUUAUUUUUUAAAGUUGCACAUUCCAUGGAAGAUCAAAGUUCAAUACGCUGAAGUAAUGAACUUAAAAUUACCCACAAAAAGAUUCAUUACUAUUUCUGUCAAAGCUUGGCAAGGUAAUGAGGAUGUGGAAGAAAACUCGAAAUUUUGGGAGAAAUGGAUACAAUGGAUAAAAAAAGUACAUACUUGGGACACAAAGAAGUACCCGGAAGAACCUAGCUUUUAUGAUAGCAUUGACUCUGGUGAUCGAGAAGAAAGAUUUGUAGUAAAAGAUAGGGAUACAGCUUAUACACCAGCACAAAGAUCUUUGAUAGUAAUGCAGAUAUUAUUGAGGACACGGUACGAUGAAAAUCACGAAAAAGCAGGUAUCCGUAGACUUUUGACGGAUGGCACGUAUCUUGAUUGCUUUUCUUUGCAUGAAGGCCCUUACAAUAAGCCUGGACUCAAUGGCGAAAUUCUUGAUAGAUAUUUACUGUAUAAGAAACAACCUCUAUGGUUGAUCAGACGAUAUUUUGGUGAAAAGGUGGCUCUUUACUUCGCAUGGCUAGGGUUUUACACAAAAUGUCUGUAUGCUCCAGCAAUCGUUGGCCUUUUAUGUUUUAUGUACGGUGUAGGAAGUAUGGAUGGACCUGAUAACAUACCAAGCAAAGAAAUAUGUAAUUCUAAUGUAGCAGGAAAUAUUAUAUUAUGUCCUCUCUGCGACAAAGCAUGUAAUUAUCAAAAACUCGGCGAAUCCUGCAUAUUCUCAAAAUUAACUUACUUAUUCGAUAAUCCUGCCACUGUCUUCUUUGCCAUCUUCAUGUCUUUUUGGGCCACAACAUUUCUUGAGUUAUGGAAAAGAAGGCAAGCUGUAAUAAUUUGGGAAUGGGAUCUCCAAAACGUUGAAAGCGAUGAAGAACCUAGACCUGAAUUCGAGACCACAGUGAAAACAUUUCGAAUAAAUCCCGUGACCAGGGAAAGAGAGCCUUAUUUACCAGUAUGGUCUAAGGUCUUACGUUCUUGUGCCACGAGCUCUAUAGUAUUUUUUAUGAUAUGCGUAGUGCUGGGUGCUGUUCUGGCAACUAUUAUCUCUCGAAUAUCGUUGGUAGCCGUAUUUUAUGGUGGUGGGGGCCCAUUUUUAAAGAAACACGCAAAAAUCUUCACCUCCAUGACUGCCGCUUUAAUUAACUUGAUUAUCAUCAUGAUCCUUACACGAGUAUAUCAUCGUUUAGCACGAUGGAUGGUGAACAUGGAGAACCCUAGGACGCAGACCGAGUACGAAUCCAGUUUCACAUUCAAGAUAUUUCUCUUCGAGUUCGUCAAUUUUUAUUCAUCCCUUAUCUAUAUAGCAUUCUUUAAAGUUGGUAACAUACUAUUUGUUGCACAUAUGAAACGAAGCGAAUUUAUUGAGAAAGGCGGCUUACAGGGUAGAUUUUUUGUUCAUCCCGGAGACACAACUGCUCGAGCUACUGAAUUUUCUCGUAUAAAAACAGACGUUUGCGAUCCAGCUGGAUGCCUGUCAGAAGUUUGUAUACAGCUCGCUAUUAUAAUGGUGGGCAAGCAAUGCUUCAAUAAUUUUGUUGAGAUAUUGUCACCGAAAAUGUGGAAUUGGUGGCGCAAAAGAAACCAUGUUGCCGCUACAAAGGAUCACGGCAGACCGUAUACUUACUGGGAAAAGGAUUAUCAGUUGCAAGAUCCUGGAAGGCUUGCAUUGUUUGAUGAAUAUUUAGAAAUGAUUUUACAGUACGGAUUUGUGACUCUAUUCGUCGCCGCAUUUCCAUUAGCACCAUUGUUUGCGUUAUUAAACAAUAUAGCUGAAAUACGACUUGAUGCAUAUAAGAUGAUAAAGGAGGCAAGGAGGCCAUUAGCAGAGAGGGUGGAAGAUAUAGGAGCUUGGUAUGGUAUACUUCGUGGAGUAACUUACGUUGCUGUAGUAUCAAAUGCAUUUGUUAUCGCGUACACGUCAGAUUUUAUUCCACGUAGCGUUUAUGCUAUCGUUUACUCCGAAACGGAGGAUUUAGUGGGCUAUAUCGAUAGUUCUCUAUCAGAAUUCAAUACAUCAGAUUAUCGGGAAGACAUGAAGAGUGAUAUGGAUAAAAAUCAUCCGGAAACUUGUCAAUACAGAGGCUACAGAAAUGGACCGGACCACGUAAACGAUCCAUACGGACUCAGUCCGCAAUAUUGGCAUGUUUUCGCAGCCCGUUUAGCUUUUGUCGUCAUCUUUGAGCAUCUCGUUUUCGCCCUAACUGGCAUUAUGAGCUACGUGAUACCAGCUGUACCUCGUUCUUUGGCGACUCAGUUGCAACGGGAACGUUUAUUAGCUCAAGAGGCCAAGUACGAGAAAGGUAUAAAGAGCAGAGAAGACGAAGAUGAUAUUCUGUCAAUGCUUAGAGAAGCAGGUAGUAUUGGAGGGAGAGCUGCAGGAGGUGCCAGAGGUAGCUGGGCAAGACGCUUCAGUAAAUUGAGCGAUGGCUUAGAUGCCCACGUUGAUGUAGCUUCCAGACACAAUAGAAACAGUGAUGGUUCAACUAUGUGGGAAGUAACAUGAUUUCGAAGAGUGUCGAUCAUAUCUUUUCCUCGAGAGAUAUAUGAGCCGUUCAAAGACCAACUCCACUUUCUGAAUUUUUGAUCACUUACAAAGUUUGAUUACUUACUUAUUUCUGUAUUUAUGUAUCUGAAUAUAUUUGCAAAUCAAUUUCUUUAAUAAUUAGGUUUAAUACAAUUAAGUGAAAAUUUUUUUGACAGUGGAACAAUAAUUUAUUUCAGAAGCAUUUCAGAAUUACCAGACUGUGUUAGAUGAAAGCUACGUUUGUAUUCUCAAUAACAUCCUACAGUGUUAUUGAGAUUAAAUUUUAAAAGAAUUUUUAAAAAAUAAUAUACAGUAAUUUUGUCCAUUUCUCAAUUUUUUUGUUUUGUGGAGUUAAUCGAUUUGGCAAAUGAACGGUUCAAGAGAUAUUAUUAUUAUUAUUUAAGAAAAUUUUUUAAAUAUCU
Messenger RNA from Heterotrigona itama, 3545 nucleotides. NCBI's taxonomy places the organism in Eukaryota, Metazoa, Arthropoda, Insecta, Hymenoptera, Apidae. The record is from the annotation of a GenBank genome assembly.